Molecule: messenger RNA, 1679 nt
Organism: Abrus precatorius (Indian licorice)
Lineage: Eukaryota; Viridiplantae; Streptophyta; Magnoliopsida; Fabales; Fabaceae
Product: transcription factor KUA1
Exons: 3
Coding region: 204-1205 (333 amino acids)
Biological process (GO): response to ethylene; response to gibberellin; response to auxin
Molecular function (GO): DNA binding
Source: RefSeq, a predicted model, not a curated record
CUCUCUUUCUCUCCCAUCUGCGAAAGCCGAGGGAGACCAAAACAAAAACAACAUCAUAAACCAAACCGAACCUAAAAAAACCUAUUCGGUCGUCGCUAACCUUAAACCCCUCAAUUUUAUGUCUCGGAUCCUGUGAUUCGGAUCCCCAAGACCCGCUUCUAGAACCUCGUUGUCUUCUCUCGUUGGAUCCGGUUCGGAACACCAUGACCCGGCGAUGCUCACAUUGCAGCCACAAUGGACAUAACUCCAGGACUUGCCCCAACCGUGGGGUCAAGCUCUUCGGGGUCCGAUUAACCGACGGGUCGAUCCGAAAGAGCGCUAGUAUGGGUAAUCUCACCCACUAUGCUGGUUCCGGGUCUGGACCCCACCAUACCGGGUCGACUAACCCGGGUUCUCCUGGUGAAACUCCCGAUCACGCUGCCGCCGCCGACGGUUACGCUUCCGAGGACUUCGUUCCUGGUUCUUCUUCUAGCUCCCGUGAAAGAAAGAAGGGUGUUCCAUGGACUGAGGAGGAACAUAGAAUGUUUUUACUUGGAUUGCAGAAGCUGGGCAAAGGUGAUUGGCGUGGAAUUGCAAGGAACUAUGUUAUAUCAAGGACACCUACUCAAGUGGCCAGCCACGCUCAGAAAUAUUUCAUCAGACAAAGCAAUGUGCCCAGGCGUAAAAGACGGUCCAGCUUGUUCGACAUUGUUGCAGAUGAUGCAGCUGACACUCCAAUGGUACAGCAAGACUUCUUGUCAGCUAACCAGAUACAGGCUGAAACAGAAGGCAAUAACCCUUUGCCUGCUCCUCCUCCUCUUGACGAAGAGUGUGAAUCCAUGGAUUCCACAAACUCAAAUGAUGGAGAGUCUGCCCCACCGAAGCCUGAAAACACACAAUCAUCUUAUCCAGUGUUAUAUCCUGCAUAUUAUUCGCCUGUGUUCCCGUUUCCUCUGCCCUACUGGUCAGGAUACAGUCCAGAGCCCACCAAGAAGGAGACACAUGAAGUGCUGAAGCCAACUGCUGUACAUUCUAAAAGCCCAAUCAAUGUUGAUGAACUUGUUGGCAUAUCAAAACUGAGUUUAGGAGACUCUAUUGGUGACUCUGGCCCCUCCUCUUUGUCUCUAAAGCUUCUUGAAGAAGGACCCUCUAGACAGUCGGCUUUUCACGCAACGCCGGCAUGUGGCAGUUCAAAUAUGAAUGGCAGUGCCAUCCAUGCAGUUUAAGUGCGUGCCAUGUGUUCAGAGGAAUGGAAUCAUACGGGGCUCAUGAAUGUGGUCUUGUGUUCAUCAUAUAUCUGGUUGUGGGGUACCAGAAUAAUUUUUUCUUUGCCCAUUCACAGUUAUUAACCUAGUUUGUUUAUUUGCUAGUAGACAUUAGCGUCUAGGAAUUACUUGGGGUCUAAACUAAAACUUUAUGUUUGUUCAGUAAUUUCAUGUGUCAGGGUUAUGUAAAGUUAUUGUUGAUUGUGCAGUUUGACAAUCUACAAUGUUGUGCUUCCUGUUUUAGUGCUGGAUAAAAAUGUUUAAAGUGUUUUACCAUGGACUUUACUAGCUCAAAUUCGGUCUCUCCUAAAUCAAUAGCUCCAAUUGUAGCUGCUUCGUUAAGGUUUGAAAUUGACCGAGUUAGCUUAGACUUACUUUAAAUGUGCUUGACCUGUUCGUGAAAUUUAAUGCGUAAACCUGGUCUAUUGAUCCGAU